Molecule: messenger RNA, 941 nt
Organism: Wyeomyia smithii (pitcher-plant mosquito)
Lineage: Eukaryota; Metazoa; Arthropoda; Insecta; Diptera; Culicidae
Product: putative beta-carotene-binding protein
Exons: 5
Coding region: 69-851 (260 amino acids)
Source: RefSeq, a predicted model, not a curated record
UCCAGAUAACGUUCUAAGCGUCGCGAGUUUGAAACGAUUUGUUACUGUGUUCCAUUAUAAAGCGAAAAAUGAAAGUGCUUGUGCUAUUGUGCGCCUAUGGCGUAAUAUCCGGCGUCUUGGCGGAUUUCGUUGAUGACCCGGAUGUACAACUGCCAUCAUACAUGCGCAUUUGCAAUCGUGACGACCCUGAACUUGGACGGUGCAUUAAGGAUUCCGUUCAACGGUUGCUUCCGGAGUUGCAUACAGGCAUACCAUCGAUUGACUUCCCAGCCAUCGAUCCGUUCACUCAGGAUAGCAGCUAUUUCGAGUAUCAAAAUCAACAAAUUCAAGGUUCGAUGCACAUCAAGAACGCCAAAACCUACGGAUUAAGUCAGGCCAAAAUUCAAGAUGUUCGUGCAACCACCGAUGACGACUCGUUCCAAAUGGAGGUCGACGUCCGCUUUCCAAAGCUCAUCACAGAGGGCAAAUUCAAGGGUGAAGGACGUUUUAAUACGAUCAAAGUCGCGUCGAAGGGCUAUUUCAACAUAACGACAGCGGAUGUCUCGACCACAUGGAAAAUUUCUGGCAAAACUAGCGAACGCAAUGGCGAGCAGUACCUGCUUAUCGAUAAAUUUGAUAUGAGUCCAGAGGUCGGAGAUAUGAAAAUCUACGCUACGGGACUGUUUCCAGAUGCAGGACUAAAUCAAGUCGCCCUCGAUUUUGUCAACCAAUACUGGCCUUCGCUUUACAAACAAAUGCUACCGGAAACGCGACGAUCGUGGGAACCAAUCAUGCUGGAUGUGAUCAACAAGAUGUUUAACAGGGUUCCCUACCGUCGGCUAUUACCAAAAUCAGGUUCAGACAGUUUUUAAAAUAACAUUGUAAUUAUUGAUUGUAUAAAACUCUUUUGUUAUCAAAAUAAAGCUGAAGAUCAUUUUGGAUUUUCAGUAUAUUUUUUUUUA